AUGGCACCAGUGCCGACGACGACGACACCAUCAUCACACAUCAACGUCGCUCGACAAGCACCACAGACACAGACACAGACGUGGAGCACAUUCAUGGCCGACAAUGAGCAGCCGACAGCUGCCAUGUGCCUCACCUUCUCCAUCGUCACCCUCCUCGUCCUCGCCCUGCUCCUCUACACGGGCCGCCGCUGGGAAGCGUGCAACAGCAGCAACUCGUUCCGACGCCGCAUCUGUCCGCACUGUCGAGACAAGGCCAGCGCGCAGGCGGCCAGACUUCGAACGUGCCCGACGGAGAAUAUGGAAUUGAACGUAAAGAUAAUGACAGAAAAGAGAUCCGAGGCGGCAGCAUCGUGGCAUGGAACCAACAUGCUCAACACGUCAUGGGGAUGGAUGAGUUAG
Molecule: messenger RNA, 399 nt
Organism: Akanthomyces muscarius
Lineage: Eukaryota; Fungi; Ascomycota; Sordariomycetes; Hypocreales; Cordycipitaceae
Exons: 1
Coding region: 1-399 (132 amino acids)
Source: RefSeq, a predicted model, not a curated record